Nycticebus coucang (slow loris) is the source of this 2825-nucleotide messenger RNA. RefSeq names its product RUN and FYVE domain containing 1 (gene RUFY1). Bases 251 to 2359 code for a protein of 702 amino acids. The record is from RefSeq and is a predicted model, not a curated record. NCBI's taxonomy places the organism in Eukaryota, Metazoa, Chordata, Mammalia, Primates, Lorisidae. The transcript has 18 exons. Gene Ontology annotation, cellular component: cytoplasm. Gene Ontology annotation, biological process: protein transport; regulation of endocytosis. Gene Ontology annotation, molecular function: metal ion binding.
ACAGACAAGGAAGAAUCCAGGAGGGUGCACAAGGGUCCUGAAGAACGUUCUAGAGAAUUUCCAUGCAAACACGCCCUCCCGGCUGCAGGGGAUUGAUACGCCAUGUUAUGAUUUGCAAUUUUUCAAAAAACGUUUUUAAGCCAAAGAAAGCAAGAUGCUCGCUGAAGAAGGGGGAACAGAAAAGCUGCCAGAGCGCCCAGCGCCCGCCCGCCCGCGCGGCCCCCGCCCGCCGGCCACGUGACCGGCCAAGAUGGCCGACCUCGGAGACGGUUGCCCGGCGGGGCGGGAGCCUGCGCGAGAGCCGGACUCGGGGCCUGAGGCUGGAGAAGAGUUUGAGAUCGUGGACCGGAGCCAGCUGCCGACCCCAGGCGAGCUGCGGAGUGCAGGUAGGCCGCGGACUGCAGCCGAAGGCUGGUCGACGCCCAUCCGGACCCUUGCGCGAAAGGCCUCCGAGAACCUGUCGGCGAGUUGCGGGAGCGCGCUGCGCGCGGCCGCCGGGCUGAGCGGCGGGGACGGCGGCGCGGACGUUGCGGCGCGCGCAGCUUCCAAGUGCCAGAUGAUGGAGGAGCGUACCAACCUUAUGCACAUGAUGAAACUCAGCAUCAAGGUCUUGCUUCAGUCUGCUCUGAGCCUGGGCCGCAGCCUGGAUGCGGACCAUGCCCCCUUGCAGCAGUUCUUUGUAGUGAUGGAGCAUUGCCUCAAACACGGGCUGAAAGUUAAGAAGAGUUUUAUUGGCCAAAAUAAAUCUUUCUUUGGUCCUUUGGAGCUGGUGGAGAAACUUUGCCCAGAAGCAUCAGAUAUAGCUACUAGUGUCAGAAAUCUGCCAGAAUUAAAGACAGCUGUGGGAAGAGGCAGAGCUUGGCUUUAUCUUGCACUCAUGCAAAAGAAACUGGCGGAUUAUCUGAAAGUGCUUAUAGACAGUAAACAUCUCCUAAGUGAGUUCUAUGAGCCAGAGGCAUUAAUGAUGGAGGAGGAAGGGACGGUGAUUGUUGGCCUGCUGGUGGGACUCAAUGUUCUUGAUGCCAAUCUCUGCUUAAAAGGAGAGGACUUGGAUUCUCAGGUUGGAGUAAUUGAUUUUUCCCUCUACCUUAAGGAUGUACAGGAUCUUGAUGGUGGCAAAGAGCACGAAAGAAUUACUGAUGUCCUUGAUCAAAAAAAUUAUGUGGAGGAACUUAACCGGCACUUGAGCUGCACAGUUGGGGAUCUUCAGACCAAGAUAGAUGGCUUGGAAAAGACUAAUUCAAAGCUUCAAGAAGAGCUUUCAGCUGCAACAGACCGGAUUUGUUCUCUUCAAGAAGAACAGCAACAAUUAAGAGAACAAAAUGAAUUAAUUCGAGAAAGAAGUGAAAAGAGUGUAGAGAUAACAAAACAAGAUACCAAAGUUGAGUUGGAGACUUACAAGCAAACCCGGCAAGGCCUGGAUGAAAUGUACAGUGAUGUGUGGAAGCAGCUAAAAGAGGAGAAGAAAGUGCGCCUGGAACUAGAAAAGGAACUUGAGUUGCAAAUUGGAAUGAAAACAGAAAUGGAAAUUGCAAUGAAGUUACUGGAAAAAGACACCCACGAGAAGCAAGACACACUAGUCGCCCUCCGCCAGCAGCUAGAAGAAGUCAAAGCGAUUAAUUUACAGAUGUUUCACAAAGUCCAGAGUGCAGAGAGCAGCUUACAGCAGAAGGAUGAAGCCAUCACAUCUUUUGAAGGAAAAGCCAAUCAAGUUAUGUCCAGCAUGAGACAAAUGGAAGAAAGGUUACAGCAGGCGGAGCGCGCACGGCAUGGAGCUGAGGAGCGGAGCCACAGGCUGCAGCAGGAACUGGGUGGGAAAGUCAGCGCCCUGCAGCUGCAGCUCACCCAGCUGCACAAGCAAUGCUCAAGUCUAGAGAAAGAGUUGAAAUCAGAAAAAGAGCAAAGGCAAGCUCUUCAGCGAGGAUUGCAGCAGGAGAAGGAAGCUUCCGCUGUACUCCGAACACAGCUACAACAAGUAGAAGGAUUAAAGAAGGAGCUGCAGGAGCUCCAGGAGGAGAAGGCAGAGUUACAGAAGGUUUGUGACGAGCAGGAACAAGCCCUCCAGGAAAUGGGACUGCACCUCAGCCAGUCCAAGCUGAAGAUGGAAGACAUAAAGGAAGUGAACAAGGCACUGAAGGGCCAUACUUGGCUGAAAGAUGAUGAAGCAACGCACUGUAAGCAGUGUGAAAAGGAGUUCUCCAUUUCCCGAAGGAAGCACCACUGCCGCAACUGUGGUGACAUCUUCUGCAACACCUGCUCCAGCAAUGAGCUGGCCCUGCCCUCCUACCCCAAGCCCGUGCGUGUGUGUGACAGCUGUCACACACUGCUGCUGCAGCGCUGCUCCUCCAUGGCCUCCUGAGCACAAAGGCUGCCUGCAGGGGCAUCAGCCGUUGACUUCCCCUCUCAGGGCAGCAGGGAACAGUGCCAAACUCUGGGUCUGCAGGGACCACAGGAAGCUUGCAAAGUUUGAUUCCCAGGAGAAUCAAAAAAGGAACCUAAUCCUGACCAGGGCUGCUGGCCUGGAAAACAACAUGUAGGAACCGGCUGUCCACCUUUCCAUUACUUGUAUGGAAUUAACUCUUCUGGAUUGAAACUUCCAUCUGACUAUGUAACUAUGAUUUUGCUACUGAUUUUUUACUUUUCAAAGAAUUCGCCUAUUUUGCAGCAGCUGUAUUUGUCACUCCCAUCCCCCUCAAAAACUUUGUGCACAGUGCUUCAUACCAUGCUGAGUCUGUCAGUGUGCCUUCUCUGCUUCAGUCCAGAGAUUUAUCAUGCCCCUGUUAAUACCUUUUGUUGGCCCUGCAAUAAAAAUCAUUUAUUUUUCA